Molecule: messenger RNA, 2723 nt
Organism: Carassius carassius (crucian carp)
Lineage: Eukaryota; Metazoa; Chordata; Actinopteri; Cypriniformes; Cyprinidae
Exons: 2
Coding region: 18-1157 (379 amino acids)
Source: RefSeq, a predicted model, not a curated record
CACAGCCUGGAGGUCUCAUGGAUCCAUCCCUUAGAAAGGGCAAGGUAUUACCUGAGCAACCAGUGACUUUGAAGCAAAGCUUUAUCCAUAACUCAUUCCCAGAACAAAAGCAAUUUCUUGCACCCCAAGGUCAACCAUACCACAUACGUUCUUUGAUAGACUCCCAAUCUGCUGUGGGGGCAUCGUUUAGUAACUUGCACCAGAGCUCCCUUCAAUCUAACCCUACAGCAAGUUCAUGUCUUCAAGAGGAAAGGAGUCAAAACUCCUCUUCAUCACUUUCUGCUCCUCAAGAGCAACAUUCUCCAAAAACCCUGCUGGGGACACCUCAGGUCCAGUCCAUAGACUCUACUGCCGUCCACUACAAGGAACAUGACCCAAAGCACUUACUUGCCUUAGACAAAGACUCUAAGCAACCAAAUUUUGACAAAGAAAGGUUGCACAGAAACAUAACACAAAAAGAAAUCGAAGGAAGCAUUUCUGAACACCACAGCGGAAUUACAAAUACAUUUUACAUGGCUGGCAGGAACGAGCAUAGCAAUCUAAUUAACACACUAGAUACUUUCACAAACAAUAACACUAACAAGGCUAAACAAGGCAUGCAACUUUUACAACAAUAUAUACAGAAAGUGGACCAAUGGGAAAGCAACAGUGACUAUCAUGAAGAGUCGAACGUGAGCCCUAUGAAGAUAAAUGUAAUAGCAUUGAACAAAGAAGAGAGUUUGUACAAGACCAACAGCAAACAGCAAAUCAGCAAGUCAUUGGAGAACUUGAUCAAUGAUGGUAAUCCUAGCCAUAAAAACGAAUCUUCAGAAUGCCACGAAAGCUACCAGCAUGUACCGGUGGAGGCUGAGGAGCAUAUAUCUGAUAUAGGUAACACUGAACCACAUCAACCAGAUAACCUUGCAGGGCUUGAAACAGAGAAAGUAAAACGUGACCUACACCCAGAGCGGAAAAGUAUUUUCCAGAAUCUACACUCUGAAACUCCUACGCUGCCGAUAAAGAAAAAAUCAAUAGAGGGUACCAUGGAUUUAGACAAAUCAAGUACAGAAGAACAAGACUACUGGGACAUAAAAGAUGAGGAGCAUCAGCAACCAAUGGACAACCAGAGUUUGAGGGGGCAUCAAGCACAAGACAGUCAAUCAAGAGACACAUUGUAGUUUUUCUAGCAACUGACUUGUUGAGACUGACUGAGUCUUCAACUGCUGUCUACUACUCUUGGACUGUCACAUCACAUAACAGUGUUUAAGGUAAUCAAAGUAGCAUAAAUUUUAAAAUUUGUUUAAUUGGGAAACGUAAAUUUAAUUAUGUGCAUAUUAACAACAUUUGGCUUUUGAUCAACUUAUUUUUGAUACAGAAUUUUGAAUUAGUCACUGACACACACACACACACGAUUAUGUGCUUUAUUUAAAAGGCUAUUUUUGGGAUAAGUGGAGGCAGAGCUAAUGAAUUAUAGAUUUGCUCAAAGUGUGUCUUAACGUGAAUAAAUAAUGAAAAUUGUGUGUAGCAAAGUGCUAGACUCUUGAAUCUCUUGUGGAGUUCAUGGUGUGAUGCUGUUCGUUGUGUUCGGUCUGGUCUAACACAUCUUUUUCUCCACUGAAGGGACUGUCUGAGAGGAGAGCUUCUGAAAGUUUAAAGACUUCACUCUGCAAGACGAAGAGGCAGAGGAUCCCAUAUUCAUUCUGAACAUUGUUUUUUGUUUUCUUUAUAUAUGACAGCUGAUGAGAUUGUAACAUUUGUGUUGGUCAGUGGACUUGAGUCUUCAGAAAACGGCACAAUCCAGAGAGUAUCCGCUACAAAUGUAGGUCUGAUUUGAUUUAGGUCAAUUCUGUGUAGGAAACUAUGAUGUAUAUGUUUGAAACUGCACUAUCGAGGGUGUACUGGACAUUAGGAAUGUCAGUUAGAUAUUGUGAUACUUUGUAAUAUGUCAGAUAAUCAGCACUUCUGCAAUGCCUUGGGUUUUAUUAUUUGUUGGGAUAUUCCAACCAGUUUUCCCUUCUUCAUGUCCAGAUCAAAUAAGUUCUCCAUGGCUUAUUUUUUUCACACAACAUUGAGCAGUUAGCGACAAAUCAUGCACUAUAAUUCGCUUUAGUGGUGUCUGUCUGCACACACAACAAAUUGGCCAGACAUUGCCUUAAACAUCACCUUUCUAUUUCUAUGACUGGCUGCACAAACAAGCAACUAUCUUGAUGUGUGUAUAAAGUGAGGAUUUGAAAUCCCAACAGAACUGCUGCUAUAUCUUCGGAGGUGUUUUUUUAUAAACAUUAACAAGACUAUUAUAUGUGAAAAGCUUAAAAAAAUUUUAAUUUAUGGUGGAGAAAGUUUAAAACAGUGUGCUUACAGUCUGAGGGGUAUUAAAGUUCUCACAGUCAGAUCAAGUGCUCUGCUAACUGGAUAUUCUGUGUUUGAGUUAUGAUAUAUAAAUAUAUAAUAUAUAUAUAUAUAUAUAUACACACACACAUUAUGCAUAGUUUAUAUGCUGCUAAGUUCAGACCAUCCAAAGUGAAAAACAGGUGCUUUUCAUCCCUUAUUAUUUGCAUUCGUAUCCAAUGUUGUUUCUCUUUUAAAAGUUAAUACAUAAAGAUACCAUCUGGACUUACAGUAUUACCUUUCCAUCAGUUCCCAUUGUGCAGGUCUGUCUAAAAGAACACAAGUGCACUGGAGUGUUAUCCUUUCUACACAUUACAAAUCUUUUGGAAAUAAAUGGAGAAUGUCAAAUAUAAGAA